AUGAACGAGGCCGCAAUGAUGGAGCAGCCUCGCUAUUUGCUUGAUUUGCCGCAAGAAUUGCUCCUCUCAAUGGUUGACUACAUUCAAAGCAAGAGGGACCUGUAUAAUGUUGCACGGACAUGUCGUGGACUAGAGAAUGUUUGCAUGAAGAGAUUGUACGGGAAUGUUGCUCUGAGCGAUCAAGAGCCGCCAACGCAUUCCACGACCUUGAUCCGGUCGCAUGUGGUGCGCGCAGUAUCCGAACUUACCAUAUACAACGGCCGGUACAAUGCGCGACGGGCCAAGCCCAAAGCAUUCCCACCACACGGCUCCAGUGCAUUUGAUCAGAAGCUUCUGCAGACGCUCAAGGCUGUCCCUUCAAACAAUCUGAGGGCUUUCUCUUCAUACCACGAUACACCUGUCUCGGAGGGAUACUUGGAACUCCUCGCCGCUCGCCAGAAUCAAUCUCUGAGGCACCUUCGCGUGUACGAACUCUGUGCUUCGCUCACCGAGAGUUUCAUUUUACCAAACAGGCUCACUGUAUUUGAAUGUUGCUCGAUUGGCGACGGCAAACUGGUAUGGGAUCUCAUUCGCAUGAAUGGCUCAAGUCUGCGGCGUCUGCGUCUGGGACAAGAGAAGCAACUUCUGCAACAGUACUCUCCACGAGGCCAUGGAAUGAUGGAGCCUUUGCCGUCCGCUGAGUCCGGUCUACUUCAGCCAGCAAUUCUGACGCAGCUGCCUCAACUCGAGGAGUUGGAACUGGUUGGUCUCGACCUUAGACCUUUGUUUCCGGAGAACAUCCAAGAGGGCCUGACGCUGUGCAAUCUGACGAGGGUUUCAGUCCAAUCUUGUUCUGGGGCUGACGUCUUCUUGCGGACUUUGGCAGAGGUUUUCAACUUCGCUCAAGAUUCGACUCAAGGACUCGAUACACAUUCAACGAUCAAGCUCAAGCAUUUCUCACUGCGAACCGAAGCACCGACGUCCGAGCUGAAGCGGUCUCUGACGGCACUUUUGAGCUCGUUUACUGGACUCGAGAGCCUGUCUCUACUGUUCGAGAACGGAUCAGUGCUCGAACGAGUCUCUACAUUAUUGGGCGAGCAUGGACCGACACUUCGAACACUGGCACUGGAGUCACGGAUCCAGUCUCGUGAUAAUCUUGGUCUUGAUACUUCCAGAGCAUUUGGAUCCGGAGGCUACAGUCAGGAGCUGUGGGAGCGCUCGAUGCACGAGAUCUGCCAGCUCUGUCCGAGUCUGGUCGAAUUGGGCUUCAGCUUCCCUUGGGACGAUGAACUGGUGAGACUGCGCAAGACGCCCCUUCCCACUCUCACGCAGCUCAAGACGAUUCACAUUCGCAACUUUCCCGAGAAUCGAGCUUUGUCGCAGGUCGGCGACUAUACAAUCAAGGAGUACGCGCACAAGUUCAUCGAUUGGGUCUUUCCUACGCUGGUUGGAGGGCAGAGACCUGCAUUGGAGACUCUGGCUAUCGGUCCAACAUUGUAUGAGAGCAGAAUGCGGAGGCCAGUCAGUGGACGUGACCUCCCUGAAUUCAAGCAGACCCAUUUCUUUGGUGUGGACUGGGCGAUGACGCGAUUCCUGCGGUGGAACAGCAUGGUCAGUCCGGUGAGCGAGAGAUAUAUGGAGGAAUUUCGUGAGGAGAGGCCUUUGGAAGGCGUUUUCGAGCAGGUCUGGCUCAAGUGA
Molecule: messenger RNA, 1677 nt
Organism: Cyphellophora attinorum
Lineage: Eukaryota; Fungi; Ascomycota; Eurotiomycetes; Chaetothyriales; Cyphellophoraceae
Exons: 4
Coding region: 1-1677 (558 amino acids)
Source: RefSeq, a predicted model, not a curated record